AUGGGAUUCCCGGAAAACAUCGGUCGGAACCCGACCGUCGAGAGCGACACGAUCGUGGGCGUGAUCGACAGCGGAAUUUGGCCGGAAUCCGAGAGCUUCAACGACAACGGCUUUGGCCCUCCUCCCUACAAAUGGAAAGGAGCUUGCAAUGGCGGAAUCAACUUCACGUGCAACAACAAAUUAAUUGGCGCUCGCUACUACACGGAUAACUCGGCGAGGGACCUGAUCGGGCACGGGUCCCACACGGCAUCGACCGCGGCAGGCAACCGCGUCCCGGGGACCAGCUUCUACGGCAUCGCGGCCGGGACCGCGAGGGGGGGCGUCCCGUCUGCCCGCGUGGCGGCCUACAAGGCGUGCAGCCAGGACGAGUGCGAGACGGCUGCCUUGCUGGCGGCGUUUGACGACGCGAUUGCCGAUGGGGUGGACCUAAUCUCCAUCUCCAUCGGGGGUGCCCCGAUGGAUCUCGAGGACGAUGCAGGGAUAUCACUUGGGGCCCUCCAUGCCUUCGAGAGGGGCAUUUUGGUCGUUCAGUCGGCAGGGAACAAAGGGACCAAAGGGACUGUUGCGAGCGUGAUGCCGUGGAUUUUCACGGCAGCAGCAGCCACCACCGACAGGGGGAUCGUCACGAGAGUCGCUCUCGGAGAUGGGAACACAUUUACGGGGAAGGCGGUGAGCUCGACUCCCAUGGGGAGUACGACGGGCGUGCCGGUGGAGUUUGGGAAAAAUGUUUCGGGAGCAUGUGACGAGUAUGCCCUCUGGAGAUGUGACUCGCAAUGUAUGCAACCGAGUGUAGUGAAGGGAAAGGUUGUGCUGUGCAACGACUAUUAUGGCGUGAGAAGAGCAUUUACGGCCGGAGCUCUUGGUGUGGUUGGCACACUCGAAUCUUUUCCGAUAAAGUUACCUUUCCCCAUGGAUUUUUCCCAGGUCAGCCCACUCGCCUCGUCCCACCUCAACAACCAUGACUUCCAGCAUGUCCAGACCUACUUCGAGUCCACAAAAUCUCCAACAUUGGACAUAUUGAAGAGUGACUCUAUCCGGAACGUCGAUGCCCCUAAGGUGGCUGGAUUCUCUUCGAGAGGUCCGAAUGUUAUCCUGCCCGAUGUUUUGAAGCCAGACAUCACAGCACCUGGUGUAGAAAUACUGGCAGCAUUUUCACCUUUGGCCUCGCCUUCCGAAUACCCUUCAGAUAGACGAUCCGUAAAAUACAGUAUAAUGUCAGGAACGUCAAUGGCAUGCCCGCACGUGACCGGUGCAGCUGCUUACGUGAAAUCAUUUCAUCCUGAUUGGUCGCCUUCUGCAAUCAAAUCGGCUCUUAUGACAACAGCAAGGACGAUGGACGCCUCGAAAGAUCGACUAGCCGAGUUUUCCUACGGAGCGGGUUACAUUGACCCGGUCAAAGCGGUCGACCCGGGCCUGGUGUACGAGACGUUCACGGAGGAUUACAUCAGCAUGUUUUGUGGCUUAGGGUACGACUCCACGAAAGUGAGGAGAAUAUUUGGCGGGAAUGCGUCCUGUCCGCAGGGGCCUCUUCUUAAACCAAAAGACCUCAACUACCCUUCCCUGACCAGCCAGAUCAAGACCCGGCGCGGGGACAAGGCCCCGACGUUUGUUAUAAAAUUCCGAAGGACCGUCACUCAUGUGGGGCACGGAAGAGCCAGAUACACCGUGACAACGAGUGCGGGCCCAACACAUAACAUCACGGUGCAGCCGAGCAUCCUGAGGUUCCGCAAGCCGGGGCAGAAGAGAUCGUUUAACGUGAUAAUCAGUGGGGUGAUUGACAAAGGGAUUAUGCUGUCGGCCUCGUUGGUAUGGUCCGACGGAGUGCGUAAGGUCCGGAGUCCGAUCGUCGUGUACCGGAAUCAUCUUUGA
This is a messenger RNA of Striga hermonthica, 1869 nucleotides long. The record is from the annotation of a GenBank genome assembly. NCBI's taxonomy places the organism in Eukaryota, Viridiplantae, Streptophyta, Magnoliopsida, Lamiales, Orobanchaceae.